Molecule: messenger RNA, 582 nt
Organism: Phytophthora sojae
Lineage: Eukaryota; Oomycota; Peronosporomycetes; Peronosporales; Peronosporaceae
Exons: 2
Coding region: 1-582 (193 amino acids)
Source: RefSeq, a predicted model, not a curated record
AUGGUUGACGGAGACGACGGCGUGAUCCUGCCUCUCUACGAGGCGUACAAGACGCACACCGAGCGCGUGCGCGACGCUCGCCGCGACGUUCAUCAACUCCUGCUGGAGCAGGAGUGGCGCGUCGCCAUGCGCUCGCGUCAGUACCUCACCACGCAGUGUCUCGACGCGCCGUGUGCACCCGCCUGGAUGACGCUGUACGAGUACGGCACUGACAUCAACUUCUUGAACGCUACGAGUCUGACGCGUAGCGCCUUUGAUCAGUUGCUCUGUAGAUUUUGCUGCUUCUACUACAUGCGGCCGCUGUCGUCGAGAGGGUGCCCACCCAAGCUGUGCUACUUACACCAAGUGAUGGGUCUCGUUCUUACCUUCUACGUCGGGUCGAUGGACCAGAGCUCCCUAUGCAUCACCUUUGGGGUCCCGCCCAGCACGCUCUCCAGGACGCUGCGCAAAGCCGAAGAGGCGCUAGCGCGGGCGCUGAACGGCUACGCGCCUGCGCGUAUCUCGUGGCCCUCUCCCUCGCGCCAGGUAGAAUUGGCGCGGAUGGUCAACAAGCGUGAGCCUGUACUCACCCGCACGUUUUAG